AUGAGCAAAGCAAAGUUUUCAAAUGCGAAAAAACCUAAGGCGUCUGAAGUCGUCAAACAAAAGAAGGAACAAAAACAAGCCCUCAUCGACCAGGAACCACAAAACGAGAAAAUUAAAGCAAUUUAUAAAGACGUCAAAGAGACUCAAGACGUUAUGGCAGAUAAUAUAGAUAAGAUGACGGCGAACUUGGACCAAGCAGAAGAGUUGGAAGACAAAACAAACGAUAUGGUGGAUAAGGCAAAUACGUUCAAAAAGCAAUCACACCAACUGAAAAAAGCGAUGUGCUGGAGGAAGUGGAAAUUGUACAUCAUUGGUGGGUCGAUUGCUGCGAUUGUUAUCAUUGUGAUUUUGAUCGUCAUUAUCGUUCCUAUAGUGAAUGCCGUGAAAAAAAAUAAUUAA
Messenger RNA from Entamoeba invadens IP1, 399 nucleotides. Its product is annotated as vesicle-associated membrane protein, putative. Gene Ontology annotation, molecular function: SNAP receptor activity; syntaxin binding. The transcript is spliced from 3 exons. Lineage: Eukaryota; Evosea; Mastigamoebida; Endamoebidae. Gene Ontology annotation, cellular component: plasma membrane; SNARE complex. The record is from RefSeq and is a predicted model, not a curated record. The coding region runs from base 1 to 399 and encodes 132 amino acids. Gene Ontology annotation, biological process: vesicle-mediated transport; vesicle fusion.